AGCGCGCUCUUCAUCUGGGGCUUGAGAACCCAGAGGAAGUGUGCGCGGCGCAUAAGCGCGAGCCGAGUUUAAAAGUGAUUUAACGGCAGAUUACUUUAUUUCUUAAAUCGGGUGUGUGAGAAAACGCUUCGCCGUGUACGGCUGUAACGAGAAAAAGCAAUGAGUCGUUAAAUAUUCUGCGGUUUUGUCAAUGUAGGGUCGAUUUUUUUUCGGGAUAAGACAUGAAAGACCAAGGUGAGAAACGUUAGCUAAGUUGGUUAGCAGGUCCGCUAACAUUUGACGAUAUAUUUUUUAAAAGGUUUUUUUGGAUUGGCAUUAAAGCUGAAAAAACCCAAACAGACAAGAACUUCAACUGGAAUUAAAGCUGUUUUUGCUGCUAGGACUGUAUAUAUUUUAAUACACAUUUUGGGGAUAUAUUUGAUCAUUCAUGUACCGCUUCAAAAAAGUAGGUUACCAAACAAGGUGCUAGAUGGUGAGUGGGAAGGCUGUGCGUAAUGCUGAAACGACUCACCCGGAGUCAGAAUGAGUGUCACAGAUGGCGAGGGCACAGCUAGCCAAGAUGGCCGGGCCUACGUUAUUCAAAUCUACCCCCGCCUCUCCUUGGAGACAGCACCAUGCUGCAUGGUCAGAGUGCGCAAAGAGGCCACGGCGGCAACAGUCAUCCAGGACGCAGCUGCCACCCUGGGCCUGGAUGUCUCCAAGUGCUACGUAUUGGCUGAGGUGAAGGAGAGCGGAGGUGAGGAGUGGGUCCUGGAGGCCACGGAUCUGCCGGUGCACAGGGUCUUGCUGUGGCCCAGGAAAGCUCAGGAGGAGCACGCGCAGAGUGAGGGAUUCUACUUCAUCCUGCAGGAACGCAAUCGUGAUGGCAGCAUCUGCUAUGCUCACCUUCCUACUGUCGGUAGAGAUCAGGAUGCUCAGCACCUGGUCGCUCGGGGCUUCCUGCCUCCCUGCCUCGAGGACGUCAACGACCUAUGUAACCUUCCCAUCCUCAACGAGGACACUAUCCUGGCCAACCUGCACAGCCGUUUCCAGAAGAAGAAGAUCUACACGUAUGCCGGCAGCAUCCUCGUUGCCAUCAACCCUUUCAAGUUCCUUCCCAUCUACAAUCCCAAGUACGUCAAGAUGUACGAGAACCAUCAGCUGGGUAAACUGGAGCCCCACAUUUUCGCCAUCGCAGACGUCUCGUAUUACACUAUGCUGCGUAAGAGGAUCAACCAGUGCAUUGUUAUAUCCGGGGAGAGCGGCUCGGGCAAAACGCAAAGCACUAACUUCCUGAUCCACUGCCUGACUGCUCUGAGUCAAAAAGGAUACGCCAGCGGGGUGGAGAGGACCAUCCUGGGAGCGGGGCCUGUCCUGGAGGCAUUUGGCAACGCAAAGACCGCCCACAACAACAACUCCAGCCGCUUCGGGAAGUUCAUACAAGUCAACUACUUGGAGAGCGGCGUAGUCAGGGGGGCAGUGGUCGAGAAGUACCUGCUGGAGAAAUCCCGCUUGGUGUCCAGAGAAAAGAAUGAAAGAAACUACCAUGUGUUUUAUUACCUGCUCGUGGGAGCUUCUGAGGAGGAACGCAAGGAGUACAAGCUCCUGCAGCCAGAGAACUACAGCUACCUCAAGCAGCAAAACUUUACCAUAGAGGAUGCAGACGACCUUCGGCACGACUUUGAGCGCCUGCAGCAGGCCAUGGAGAUGGUGGGCUUCCUUCCUGCCACCAAGAAACAGAUAUUCUCGGUUUUAUCGGCCAUUUUGUACCUGGGCAACGUCACCUACAGCAAGAAAGCCACAGGCAGGGACGAGGGACUGGAGGUGGGACCACCUGAGGUGCUCACUAACCUCUCAGAACUUCUCAAGGUCAAAGAAGAGCUGCUAGUCGAGGCGCUAACAAAGAGGAAAACGGUUACCGUCAAUGAUAAGCUGAUCCUUCCCUACAGCCAUAGUGAGGCGAUCACAGCACGAGACUCCAUGGCUAAGUCUCUGUACAGUGCCCUGUUCGAUUGGAUUGUCCUGCGCAUCAAUCAUGCGCUGCUCAAUAAGAAGGACAUGGAGGAAUCUGUUCCGUGUUUGUCCAUAGGCGUUCUGGACAUCUUUGGCUUUGAGGACUUUGAGACCAACAGCUUCGAGCAGUUCUGCAUUAACUACGCUAAUGAACAGCUGCAAUAUUACUUUAACCAGCACAUCUUCACGCUGGAGCAGGAGGAGUAUCAGGCCGAGGGCAUCACGUGGCACAACAUCGACUACACUGAUAACGUGGGCUGCAUUCACCUCAUCAACAAGAAACCUACCGGACUCCUCUAUUUACUGGACGAGGAGAGCAAUUUUCCCCAUGCCACAGAUAUAACCUUGCUGGCCAAAUUUAAGCAGCAGCACGAGAGAAACCACUACUUUGUGCCCACGCCUGUGAUGGAGCCUGCCUUCGUCAUCCGCCAUUUUGCUGGGAAGGUCAAGUACCAGAUCAAGGAUUUCCGGGAGAAGAAUACGGACCACAUGCGGCCGGACAUCGUGGCCCUGUUGCGCAGCAGCGAUCGGGCCUACGUGCGCCAGCUGAUCGGGAUGGACCCGGUGGCCAUGUUCCGCUGGGGCAUCCUCCGUGCCGCCAUCCGUGCCCUUGCUGCCUUCAACGAAGCCGGACGCCUCUGGGCCGCCAAAACUUCUGGUGUGGUUAGACCAGUUUCAAGAGUUCCACUGGGAGAGCUGCAGAGGUCCAACACGCCCAUCGAAAGGAUGUAUCGCCAGGCUUCUAUGCUCGAUUUCUCUUUUGAUCUCUCAGAGGAGCGCCCCCUAGAGGCUUUUGAGGACAUCUUUGCUAGUUAUGAGAGUAAAAACGACAUGCAUGCCCAAAUUAUCAGCUCCAUUAAGGACUUGCAGUUGGAUGGCGAAGACCCACGUAAGCUGCUUCAGUCGUGGGGUCGCCUGCGCUUCCCACGCCACCUUCUUCAGAAGAACAAGAACACCAAGCACAAGCAGCUGAUUCCGAAGAACCUGCUGGACUCGCGCUCACUGAAGUUCAUUGUUGGCCUUCAUGACCGCACUACCAAGUCUCUGCUUCACCUGCACAAGAAGAAGAGGCCCCCGAGUAUCAGCGCUCAGUUCCAGACUUCUCUCAGUAAGCUGCUGGAAACUCUGGCGAAGGCUGAACCCUUCUUCAUCCGCUGUCUGCGCUCAAAUGCUGAAAAGAAGGAGAUGUGUUUUGACGAGGCACUGAUCCUACAACAGCUACGUUACACGGGCAUGCUUGAGACCGUGCGCAUCAGGAGGUCCGGAUACGGUGCCAAAUACACCUUCCAGGAGUUCCUUGAGCAGUUUCGCGUGUUGCUGCCAAAAGAUGCGUCUUCUCCAGAAGAAAUCUCGACUCUGCUGCAGAACCUCGACCUCGACCCAAAGACGUACCAGAUAGGCAAAACUAAGGUGUAUCUCAAAGAGCUGGAAAGGCAAAAGCUUCAUGAUACUCUCCACAAAGACGUCAUGCACAAAAUCGUUUUCCUGCAGCGCUGGUUCCGAGAUAAAUUACAGAGGAGGGAGUUCCUUCAGAUGAGACAGGCAGCCAUCGUUCUUCAGCGCUCGUGGCGUGACUGCCGCGAGAGACGUGGUCGAGCAGCAACUCUGAUUCAGGCAGCAUGGCGUGGAUUCAAACAGAGAGCGAAAUACCAGAACCGGCGAGCCUCUGUAACCAAAAUCCAGGCUCUGGUCCGAGGCCAGUCUGCUCGAAGAAGGUACUCUUCACUGAAGGAAGAGAAGAGGAGGAGAGAAGAGGAAGAAGCUCUACGGAGGAAAGAGGAGGAGGAAGAGGCAGCCAGGCGAGUCCAGGAGGAAGCAGAGGUGGCCCGAAAAAUCCAAGAGGCCGAGGAGGCAGCCAGACAAGAGAGAGAGGCAGCUGAGGCUACCAGGAGGGCACAAGAGGAAGCAAAGCGACUAAGAGAUGCGGAAGAGGCGGCUAGAAGACAGAAGGAGGCAAAGGAGGAGGCAGCGAAACUCUCUGAAGAGAACACAAAGAAGGAAAGCCCAGAGAUGCAACUUAAUAAUCAGGCUGUCAUAAAAAUGGACGGACAAAAGGAAAACCAGCAGACUGAGGCUGGUCCUCAGCAUGAAGCAGAGCUCCAGGAUAGUCAAAUAAAACAUGUGCACAAUAAGAGUUUGGUUGUUUUAGAGAAGCACAAUGAAGACAUGCGAGCUGUCCAAGAAGAUACCAAAGGCUCUAAUAUUGCAUUACCAGCCAGUGAUAACCCCACAAUUACUGUUACUGCCCUCCCUAAAACGUCCCCCAAACUUUCUGUGGAAGACGAUGUAAAAAGCACCACAACUGGCAGUUCAACGACUAACACCAUUCAUUCUGACCCAGGCCGGUCCAGAGGUCCGCCUAUGGGAAAGCUUCCUCCCUCCCGGAGUCAGGAAAAGAGGGAGCUGAGGAGGCAGCGUGGUUUAGAACACAGCCAGAGGGAGAGUGUGCGUGCAGCUGCAGCAAGCAAAGAUGAGAGCUGCAAAGAACUCGACCACUACACCUUUAUAUCCCAGAAGGUCGAGAAGCCUAAGAAAGAGACUGAAGAUAAAGAAGAGAAGGUAAAGAAAGAAGCUGUGACCAGUCCGAUCAGGCCCUUGACUUUACCCCUGGAAGUGCCAGUGUCUAACGAUCCCAAACGCGCUCCAAGGACCAAGGACGUGCCAAGUCAGGAAAAGAGCAACACCCAGCACGAGAACAUGUUAAAAGAGCCCAGACCCCAGCAGGAUCAGAGGACUAAGACCUUAAAGACCUCCCGGUCAUUAGAUGACGUAUCCGAGUUUAAGACCUCAGAAGUCCCUACAGGUUUUCAGCCCUUGCCUCGUGUUGUGGAGGGUCCACAUGGAGGAAGAGCGGGCAGUGGGAAAAGGUCACCGCAGGACGAAGGCCCUCACGCCCAUCCUCACACUCCCGAGAGGUCAACAGGCUUCUUCAGGAAGAUCCUGAAGAAACGUCCUCAUAAAGAGGCUCAAACUCCAGAAGACGGAGACCUGACGAUGGCAGCUGCUUUGAGUGAAAAAGAGAGCGCCCACUCCGUCGCAUCUUCACACACACAUCACUCAGAGCCUCCCAGUGGGCGUCCGAGUCGAAACCCCACUAUUAAGAUCAGCCGUGCCACGCGGGUCACAGAGCAUUGGAACGCCUCGCUGGACCGAGAGAUCACCAAUGCCAACGAGCUCCGGCAUCUCGAUGAGUUUCUGGGAAAUCAGGUGAAUGACCUGCGAUCGAGAGGAAAGCAGCUGUCGGCGACGGAACACAUCUUUAUCACAGCCACCAUGCAGUUCAGAGAGAACAUCAAAAGCAUGUACUCUCUCUCAAAGCCUCACAUUGGAUAUAAGAGUCUGAUGAGGGGCUACCAGAACAAGGUGAUCAGUUUAGCCGGUGAGCAGCAGAAGUGCGAGGUGCAGCUCGUUGUCAAUCUAUUCCAGUCUGUGCUGGAUGGGUUUAUCAGAGGAGAGAUCAAAAGGGAGGAGGCUGAACCGGUGAAGCCUCCAAAAGGUCGGAAAAAGAGGCGGAAAAAAGACAAGAAUACGGAGAGUCAACUGGACCAUGUGUUCAGUAACUUCCAGGUGAACAUAAUGCAGUCGUGUGACCAGUGCUCCUCCUACAUCUGGGUGAUGGAGAAAGCCUAUGUGUGCAGCUGUUGCAAGCUGGUUUGCCAUAAGAAGUGUCUGUCCAAAAUCGUUACAGAUUGUAAUACGUACUGCUCAAAAAAGAGUGAAGAGGACUCUGGUUCUCAGCACUUUGGCGUGCGUGUAUGCCGCCUGGUCGAUGAUAAGGUCCCGGUCCCCAUGGUUCUGGAGCUGAUGCUGGAACAUGUGGAGAUGAAUGGCCUCUAUACUGAGGGCAUCUACAGGAAGUCCGGCUCAGCCAACCGUAUGAAGGAGCUCCGGCAACUUCUGGAAGCUGAUCCCAAUAGUGUGUGUUUGGAGGACUACCCCAUCCACACUGUAACUGGUUUGGUGAAACAGUGGCUGAGGGAGCUCCCUGAACCCUUAAUGACGUUUAAUCACUAUAACGACUUUCUCCAUGCAGUAGAAUUACCUGAAAAGCCGGAACAGGUUCUGGCCAUCUACAGGGUUAUAGAGGAGCUCCCUACAGCCCACUACCAGACUCUAGAGAGACUCAUUUUCCACCUAGUCAGGGUGUCGAGGGAGGAGAAGAGUAACCGGAUGACCCCAAACUCCCUGGCCAUUGUUUUUGCCCCUUGCAUCCUGCGUGGCCCUGACAGUGCUGACCCACUCCUCAGCAUGAAAGAUGUCGCCAAGACAACCACGUGUGUAGAGAUGCUGAUUAACGAGCAGAUGAGGCGGUACAUAGAAAGGCUGGAGGAGAUUGAGCAGCUGGAGUAUGCUGAGACGCUGGCGAAGAACCAACUCAAGCUGAAGAGAAGCAACACUAGCUGGCCUUUACCUCUAAGGUUUACCUCUCCUUAUAAAGGAGUAGCGGUAAAGGAGAAACCUUCUGACCUGCGUGUUGUUCCUGAGAAUGAACCACUUGACUCAGAUACAGAGGCUGAGAGGAACUUGAUGGAGCGAAUCAAGUCCAUCAAACAGGAAAAAGAGGAACUGGUCUGCAGGCUGCCAGAUAUGGAGCAGCCGGGUUCGGAUCAGGAGAAUCUGGACUCCGAGGCCUCGGCUAGCUCAGAGAGUCUGUUAGAUGACCGGACCCCCUGUUUGGACAUGGAAGGUAGAAUGACCGCUGUACUGCAAACCCGUAAACCUAAACCUUCUAGCUCCUCCUCGUUACCCCAAUUGACUUCAUCAGGAAGUCAGAACUUCUCCUGUCCCUCCUCUCCUGUAGCCACUUCCUACAGAAACCAGCUCCAGCGGCGUUAUCCCAUCAUCCCCUGCACGCUGCGCCUGCCCCCUGGCGUCUUCACGCUUGUACAGAGACGGCCGAGACCCGGACGCCGCAAAGACAGCAUCCAGUCGCUCUUCAUCGGCUCUGGGACUGAAUUAGAUGCCUUGUCCUCUGCUUCGUCUUCCUCCUCUAUCCCACAGAACCUCCUGGUCUCCUCCAGACGCUUCUCAGACCCUGACAUUGCUCAUAUCCAGGACAGUGUUUGAUUUACGCCUUUCGUAACGGUUCAGCCAGGACGACUGAUCCUGCUCGCCAAGCACUUUCCCCCCCCUCAUUAUUAUUAAUAUAGAAUUUUUAAUAGACUUUUUUUAGUGCAGAUUUGUGGUGCAGCCUCAUGGGGGCUAUCAUAAACCUAAACUCUAUGCUAUAUAUAAAUAAUUUUUUUUUUAUUUUAUGGACAAAGAGCAUGAUGUUGCACCUUUCUACUUCUCUUUUUUUUGUUUGUUUUUGUUUUUUUAAAACAGUUUUUCAUUGUGCCUUUGGUUUCUUGUCAGUGUAUAAAUUCAUGUUUGUACUGUUUCUCCUGAGGGCAAUUUUUUGGAAAUGACCUCACACUUUAAACACUUAAAAAUAAUAAUAAUAAUAAAAUACAAAACCCAGACACUUUCACACCCAUUUUCCUCCAACACAUUGCUGGUGCAGAUUCUGAGGACCAACAAAUUUUUUUUGUUUGUUUUUUUUUUUUUUUUUUUUAAAUAUAUAAGGAAGCUUUUAGCAGUCAAAAGUUUUAGCAGAUUUCUUCAUUUUCUUUUUUGGCUGAGAGUGUUUUACCAUUCAGAGUUAAUUAUUAAUAAAAUAUACACAGCACACAGAGAGAGAAAGCAGUAUGUAUGUACAUGUCCGGAUUACUUUUAGCUAUUUAUUCUCCGUGUACAGUUGCGCAGUUUAGUGGACUUCUUAGAUAAACAAUUGAUCCUGAUCCUAACAGGGUCGCUGAUUUUAAUGGUAUGUAAAUAACUUCAUGACCGUUCUCUUGCUUCCAGAUCAAUUCUUUGUCUUGUUAUGCUGGAAACGGUUCAACAUUAAAUCACCACGCACCAUGUUGGUGGAAAAGCUCUUUUUGUGGACUGUGGUCUUCAAUCUCUUUGGGAUCAUUUUAAUCCUACAGUGGAGCAAGAAACAGCAUGAGCCACUUUCCGUCUGAUGGAGAGACCCAGACAAAGCAACAUGAAACAUUGUGUACUUGCAUCAGCUUUUUUCAGACAAUUAACCAAUACCUGGAUCUUGUAGUAAAACAAUAGGACGCUGCGCUCGAGGUCCGUGGGAACGUCUGAGAAGAACUAUGUGUAUUGUGUUUACUAAUAAUGUUACGUGUUUAACCUGCUGGUGUGUUUUGUGCCAUGUGGAAGUGUAGCUAAUGAGAAACAUUGGAUGAUGAUGAUGAGUAUGAUGAUGAUUUAUGAUGAUUACAGUUCAAAAGUCAUGCUUGCUUUGUUUUUGGUGUAUUUGUACUCUUAAGUGGCGAAUGUUUCUGUACUGCAUCUAGAGGACCGAUUGAACGAAUUAUUUUCUUACAAUACACUUUGUACUUGGCUGCA
Messenger RNA from Ictalurus furcatus (blue catfish), 8391 nucleotides. It is a transcript of the gene myo9bl, whose product is annotated as unconventional myosin-IXb. The coding region runs from base 523 to 7059 and encodes 2178 amino acids. Gene Ontology annotation, cellular component: myosin complex. The record is from RefSeq and is a predicted model, not a curated record. Gene Ontology annotation, biological process: intracellular signal transduction. Gene Ontology annotation, molecular function: protein binding; microfilament motor activity; GTPase activator activity. NCBI's taxonomy places the organism in Eukaryota, Metazoa, Chordata, Actinopteri, Siluriformes, Ictaluridae. The transcript is spliced from 42 exons.